Molecule: messenger RNA, 2697 nt
Organism: Dendronephthya gigantea
Lineage: Eukaryota; Metazoa; Cnidaria; Anthozoa; Malacalcyonacea; Nephtheidae
Product: metabotropic glutamate receptor 3-like
Exons: 7
Coding region: 1-2631 (876 amino acids)
Biological process (GO): regulation of synaptic transmission, glutamatergic; G protein-coupled glutamate receptor signaling pathway
Cellular component (GO): membrane
Molecular function (GO): adenylate cyclase inhibiting G protein-coupled glutamate receptor activity
Source: RefSeq, a predicted model, not a curated record
AUGUCGUUGCGAAACCCGUCGCGAGGUGCAUUGUGGACGAUUUUCCUUCUGCUCGAAUUUAUCCCGAUUCUGGCGGGAAAACAGGAAGAUGACGUUAUACUCGGGGGGAUUUUCUCUGAGCAUUUCACCCGUGAAAACAAUGGUGGAAAGGACAGGAACAAUGACCCGUGCGGUGAGCUAAAUAAGCGUGCUACUACGGACAGAUUGGCGAUGGAAUUCGCCGUAUCGGAGAUAAAUGAUAGCGGAGAUAUACUCCCGGGGAUUAGGCUCGGCACAAAUAUGAAAGACACAUGCAAUGACCUGGAUUACGCCGUGAAUAACACAUUAGAUUAUCAAUUUAUCAAGACUAAAUUCAUUAAUAAGUCCUACCAGUGCUCUGCUCAGGAGACGGACUCGAAAUGUUGUAUUCAUCGCAACGAGUCCACUCCGCUGGUUGGAAUAAUCGCAGGUGCAUACAGUCACAUCGUGAAGGCAAUUGUUAAUUUGGUUGGUCUGUUUAAGGUGCCUGUUAUUGGAUACAGUUCCACAAGUCCUUCAUUGAACAAAAUGGACUAUUUCCUACGCACCAUACCCCCGGACACCGUCACAACACAGGUGAUGGUCGACCUGAUACGCAAGCUACGGUGGAACAUUGUCCUGGUCGUUUAUGUUGACAACGAGUUCGGGCAUUACGCUGCGGACGGCUUUCGCACGGCUAUCAGGCGUAUGGGGGACUUCAAGAUAUGCAUCGCUUUCGAUGACAAGUUCUCAAAGGAUUCACAGAGCGAUAUCGCGAGGGUCCUCGAAGGCUAUCCACGAACCUGCUUCGAACGCUACCUUCAGCGCCGUACUGAUGUGAACACGACCUGUUCCAAUGUCCAUCGUAACAUGAAGUACGAGUGUGAAUUAAUGUACGGCCGUCUCGCCCUCUUGGAGCCCAAUUGCUCUAUCGAAUGCUCGAAAUAUAUCCCGCACGUUUUGGACGCGGUCUACGCUAUCGCUAUGAGCCUGCAUAAUAUGCUCGGCUGUGAAGCUGGGAAGUCAUGUAGAGAAAAGUUGAAGACCCUCUCGCACAGUUCACUUCUCGAUUCGCUCAAGAACCUGAGCUUCUUCAGUGAUUUCACCAACCACACCAUAUCCUUCGACGGCAACGGUAAUCCACUGUCAACGCAUUACACCGUGGAGCAAAUUGAAGUAGGGAAUUGCAAUCACAAGAACAAGACCAUUGGUCGUUGGACUUGCCUACGGAACGUCACUUGCAACGGCGAAUUGUCGCCGAAUAUAAUCGAUAUCGUGAACCCAGCCUCGUUCGGGUCCAGCUGCGGUCCAAAAUGCAAUAAUGGCUGGUAUAAAUCGGCCCAGGACGAGUAUCCGGAUUGUUGUUGGACGUGCAAGAAAUGUACUGGAAACAAGUACAUGAAGGCCUCGGAUCAGUUCAGUUGCUCGGAAUGUCCCGUAGACCGAUGGCCCAACGAGAACCGCACGUCGUGCGCCGAGAUGGAGCACGAUUAUCUUGACAUCUUAAGCGCCUCGGGUGUUUUGAUUCUAGCGUGGAAUUGUCUUGGGCUCGCUUUAGUUUUGCUGAUCGGAGGCAUUUUUCUCAAGUACAGCACGUCGCAUAUCGUGAAGGCGUCCAGCCGACAGCUGUCGUUGCUUCUGCUCUUAGGGAUCUCUUUGGAUUUCACGCUACUCAUCGCGUUGCUGAGGGAACCCGAUGCCACCCAGUGUACUGCUAUAUUCGUGCUCUCGCACGGCGCGAGCUGUCUCAUUACUGGAACGCUGUUUCUCAAGACGAACAGAAUACAUCGAAUAUUUAGGAAAAGUGCCAUGACAGGGCGUCCACGAUGGUUGGGAAAUGCUUGUCAACUCACUAUCAUUACGAUCUUAGUUACGAUCGAGAUGAUGUUGGCCGCAACAAUUCUUGUGUUUAAGCCUGACAAUGGUGAUGUCCGAACGACCUACGUCAUGGAAGGCGACAUGAAAAAAGCAUUUCUGCUUUGCAAUUUCUUUGGAAAGACUUUCCAAAAUGACAUUUUCCAUGUUCUAAUAUGGAGCUACGAAUGUGGUAUGAUCUUUAUAUGCACCUAUCAGGCCUACCUCGUACGCAAAGUACCCGAGAACUAUAACGAGGCACGUUACAUCACCUUUACCAUGGUAACGAUGUCGAUGAACAUUGUUGUAUACGUCAUCACGACUUCCAGUAUGGAGGGCAAGAACCUGGUACUAGUUUACUGCAUUUUUCAGAGCCUGAAAUCGAGCGUCGCUUUAGCCUGCAUUUUUUUGCCCAAAAUUUACAUCAUACUCUUUCAGCCCGAAAAAAAUGUCCCGCAUAAUCCGGUCAAGUCGAAGUUGGGAACAUUUGUCGAGGAAAAUUCGAUGGUUAAGUUAGAACCGAACGAAAUUCCCAGCAGCGGGUCUUCCACGCGGGCUGGCGAUUCUUCGGAAGGGUCGUCAGGGGGGACAGGGACUUCAUCUGCCUCAGCCCGGGGGAGGUCGUAUCGAAAGGUGGGUGCGAAGAUCGUAGAGGAGACUGUGGACAAGGUCGAAAUUUCAAGUGACCUCAACGAAUCGCGCGCCAGCGAGCAGGAUUUCCCUAGGUCAGCGGAUGUCGUAAUAGUCAACGGCCUGGCCGAUUCUAUGACGUCAUGUUAGUUCGUAUGUAAAUAUAGCAAGCUUUUGUAAUCAAUAUUUCUUCACCACAUGACGAACAAUUGGAUG